Messenger RNA from Pan troglodytes (chimpanzee), 8209 nucleotides. RefSeq names its product Janus kinase and microtubule interacting protein 3 (gene JAKMIP3). The record is from RefSeq and is a predicted model, not a curated record. Bases 1085 to 4057 code for a protein of 990 amino acids. Lineage: Eukaryota; Metazoa; Chordata; Mammalia; Primates; Hominidae. Gene Ontology annotation, molecular function: kinase binding; microtubule binding. The transcript has 25 exons.
CAGGCCACCCGCACCGGCAGCCCUCAAGGCUGCCUUGAUGGAAUCGGACCUAGAUGGACUCUAAGCGGCCUCCUGCUUGGAAACCCUGUCAGACCCUGCGUUUUCUACAGAGCGGCUAAGUCACACGGCUUUUCCGGACGGUGAUUAUGGACUGCAUGUGGGAUUGACGGGCCAGGUGAGCUCUCGUGCUUGCCCUUCACACAGGAAUGCGGCUGGUCUCCUGUGUCUGGUUCCCGUCUGCAUUUUCAGUCCUCACUGUUGAGUGUGUGCAAAUCCCUUCUAUCACCUGACAUUUAAAAUAGAUACCCUCAGAGUGGAAGUUCGUUCCCAUUAUUGACCCGCUCACUCUGCAAUCUUGAAGGGGGUUCUCCAAGCAGGAGGGAAAGCUGGCCAGAACGCGGUCCUGGAGCAGCCAGGAAGCCGAGGGGGCGGUGAGGGCAGGGAUGGCCCAGCUGUGGCCUCUGCCGCUCGCUGGUUUUCACGUGAGACUGCAGCCGGGACAACCCGGAGCCCAGGCCGCCUCUGCAUCUGAAUAGAGCCAAGCUGCCUUCAGGAUCUCACCUGCGUGGCUGUGCCUUCGGCCGCCCGGCCGUGCAGAGCUGCAGGCCCCUUCCCCACCGAGAAGCGUCUGUUCGCGCCCUGCAGGGAGCUGGGCUGGGGGCUCAGAGGAUGCCUCUGUGCUUGGCCUUAAUGUGCACAGGGAGAGCUUGGGCGAUCCUGGCUCAAGGGCUCUGCUUGGAAACAGCUCGGGGAAAUGGUUCCUCCCCCUGGAUGUAGUCACAGCGUGGUAAAUUCCAUCUGAAAAAUAAAAGCCGAGCUCUUUGCUGAGUCAUAGAAGCUCGGAGCUGAUUUGCGCAAAAGCCGGACUGAGUCUUGGACGAGCCGGGAAAGAUUCUCACAGUCGAGCAGAGCGAUGGGAGAGAGGAGCAGACAGCGAGCUUUGGAAUGUGAAUGAGAAGAUGUAGUGUGACAGCAGCCCGGGUGACACCUGCUGGGAGCUUGGCGUGGACACCCCAGCCACCCCCAGCCCAGCCCAGCCGGAGCACCCUACCCCUGGGCAUCCCCCCGGCCAUCCAGCCUCACCAUGUCCAAGAGGGGCAUGAGCAGCCGGGCCAAGGGGGACAAGGCAGAGGCCCUCGCGGCGCUGCAGGCGGCCAACGAGGAUCUUCGAGCCAAGCUCACAGACAUCCAGAUCGAGCUGCAGCAGGAGAAGAGCAAGGUCAGCAAAGUGGAACGCGAGAAGAACCAGGAGCUGCGGCAGGUGCGCGAGCAUGAGCAGCAUAAGACCGCGGUCUUGCUCACGGAGCUCAAGACAAAGCUGCAUGAGGAGAAGAUGAAGGAGCUACAGGCUGUGCGUGAGACGCUGCUGCGGCAGCAUGAGGCCGAGCUGCUCAGGGUCAUCAAGAUCAAGGACAACGAGAACCAGCGGCUGCAGGCACUGCUCAGUGCCCUGCGUGACGGCGGCCCCGAAAAGGUCAAGACCGUGCUGCUGACCGAGGCCAAGGAGGAGGCCAAGAAGGGGUUCGAGGUGGAGAAGGUCAAGAUGCAGCAGGAGAUCUCCGAGCUCAAGGGCGCCAAGAGGCAGGUGGAGGAGGCGCUGACGCUGGUGAUCCAAGCAGACAAGAUCAAGGCCGCAGAGAUCCGCAGCGUGUACCACCUGCACCAGGAGGAGAUCACCCGCAUCAAGAAGGAGUGCGAGCGGGAGAUCCGCAGGCUGAUGGAGGAGAUAAAAUUUAAAGACAGAGCAGUCUUCGUGCUGGAGAGAGAGUUAGGGGUUCAAGCCGGGCAUGCUCAGAGACUGCAGCUCCAAAAAGAGGCUCUAGAUGAGCAGCUGUCCCAGGUCCGAGAGGCCGACCGGCACCCGGGCAGCCCCAGACGGGAACUUCCUCAUGCAGCUGGUGCAGGAGACGCUUCAGACCACUCGGGAAGCCCUGAACAGCAGUUGGAUGAAAAAGAUGCCCGGCGCUUCCAGCUUAAAAUCGCGGAGUUAAGUGCGAUUAUCCGCAAACUGGAGGACCGCAACGCAUUGCUGUCGGAAGAGAGGAAUGAGCUGUUGAAGCGCGUAAGAGAAGCUGAGAGUCAGUACAAGCCUCUGCUGGAUAAAAACAAGCGCCUCAGUCGGAAGAACGAGGAUUUGUCUCAUGCUUUACGCCGAAUGGAAAACAAGUUAAAAUUUGUCACCCAGGAGAACAUAGAAAUGAGACAGAGAGCCGGAAUCAUACGGAGACCCAGUUCCUUGAACGACCUUGAUCAAAGUCAGGAUGAGAGAGAAGUCGAUUUCUUGAAGCUUCAGAUUGUGGAGCAGCAAAACCUCAUAGAUGAACUGUCUAAGACCCUGGAGACCGCCGGCUACGUGAAGAGCGUGUUAGAGCGGGACAAGCUGUUGAGAUUCCGGAAGCAAAGAAAGAAAAUGGCAAAACUUCCCAAGCCGGUGGUUGUGGAGACCUUCUUUGGAUACGACGAAGAGGCUUCCCUGGAAUCCGACGGCUCCUCCAUCUCUUACCAAACAGACAGGACGGACCAGACCCCGUGCACCCCGGACGAUGACUUGGAGGAGGGCAUGGCCAAGGAGGAGACGGAGCUGAGAUUCCGGCAGCUGACCAUGGAGUACCAGGCCCUGCAGCGCGCCUACGCUUUGUUGCAGGAGCAGGUUGGAGGGACGCUGGACGCAGAGCGAGAAGUUAAGACCCGUGAGCAGCUACAAGCCGAAGUGCAGAGGGCGCAGGCGCGGAUAGAGGACCUGGAGAAGGCCCUGGCGGAGCAGGGGCAGGAUAUGAAGUGGAUUGAAGAGAAGCAGGCACUGUACCGGAGAAAUCAAGAGCUUGUGGAAAAGAUCAAACAAAUGGAGACAGAAGAGGCUCGGCUCAGACACGAGGUGCAGGACGCCAGAGACCAAAACGAGCUGCUGGAGUUCAGGAUCCUGGAGCUUGAGGAGAGGGAGAGGAAGUCACCCGCCAUCAGCUUCCACCACACGCCCUUCGUGGACGGGAAGAGCCCCCUCCAGGUGUACUGCGAGGCCGAAGGUGUGACGGACAUUGUGGUUGCGGAGCUGAUGAAGAAGCUGGACAUCCUGGGCGAUAACGCCGUAAGUAACCUGACCAAUGAGGAGCAGGUGGUUGUCAUACAAGCCAGGACAGUCCUGACCUUGGCCGAAAAGUGGCUCCAGCAGAUUGAGGAGACAGAGGCGGCGCUGCAGCGGAAGAUGGUGGAUCUGGAGAGCGAGAAGGAGCUGUUCAGUAAGCAGAAGGGCUACCUGGACGAGGAGCUGGACUACCGGAAACAGGCCUUGGACCAGGCCAACAAGCACAUCCUGGAGCUGGAAGCCAUGCUGUAUGAUGCCCUGCAGCAGGAGGCCGGGGCUAAGGUGGCUGAGCUGCUGUCAGAGGAGGAGCGCGAGAAGCUCAAGGUGGCCGUGGAGCAGUGGAAGCGCCAGGUCAUGAGUGAGCUGCGCGAGCGGGACGCCCAGAUCCUGCGGGAGCGCAUGGAGCUGCUGCAGCUGGCUCAGCAGAGAAUUAAAGAGUUAGAAGAAAGAAUAGAAGCUCAGAAGAGACAAAUAAAGGAACUAGAGGAAAAGCUUUCAUUCUCUGGUCAUAGUCCGUCUUGGCACCCUGACGUGCCCCACAUUGAAUCGGACCCUUUUCCUCCAGUGGGACCAGAGAGCAGGGACAAAAUGGGACGUCGCGUCUCCAUCCUGAAGACCCAGGGAGAUUUGGUCUCUGCACGCCCGUCCCGUGGAGGAAGAGUGAGAAGGGGCAGUGUGUGGGGCGCGGAGCUGCCGUCCACAUGGGAUGCGCCAGAACUAGAACUGGCUCUGCCGACUUCUCGGGGGCUUCUCCGGGAGAGGCCUGGCCUUGGCUGCUGGACCCUGGGUCCCUUCUCCUGGACGGCAGCCCCCAUCCCAUUUCCAGGGAUGUGUAGCAUUCCCUGCCAAGCAGGGGUGAGAACUGCUUCUGUGCAGAAGCACCAGCCGCGGGUCCCCUCCUCUCUCUUGGUUCUCACAGUAGCUGCCACUGGUGUCUGGAGGAAGAUUUUCAGAAACAACAGAGGCUUGGCCUGAUGACAAGAUGAAAGCUGGACGGUGACCUUCAUUCAGGGGAACCUGGAGGCUCCCUGGGAUGGUCCUGGGAGGGCUCCCCGACGCCUCAGGGGCCCCUCCGAUGCUGCAAUGUGUUGCUGGGGUCCUGAGCAUCUAUUGGCCAACAGACCCCACAUCCACCCUCGUUCAUCAUCAUCUCUGUGGGGACAGACAAGAGCCGUGGCCGCCACGGGCCGCGUGGUGCCAUCAACCCUCUGCCUCCCUACUCAACCUGAGACAGGAAGGCCAAGAUCCCGCCCAAGCCGCCAGCUGGGAGCACCGCGGGACUGAGCCAAGGAAGGCGUGGGGAGCGUGGUGACAGGAGGUGGGACAAGGGGGCAGAGCUGGCUGGAACACGGAUGCCAGAGGCUGCCUCCAUAGUGAAUCUCCAGAAGUCACAGAGGCCCUGGGCACCCAGAGCCACCCAGCUUGGAAGCCCCUGCACGGGCCAGCCCUGCAGGCCAUGGACCCCGGCAGGCACCGAAGCCUCACCCCAAGCCUUUGCACACAAGGAGCAGCCCAGGUGGGGACGGCGGGCGCAAGAAGGGAACCGCGGGGACGGCCUUUCCCCUCCCGCCCUGUGUGGGGAUGCUGCACGAGCCGUGGACCAAGAGGCUGACAGGUCCCCUGGGGUGCGUUCUUCAGGCGCGUGGUGGACGAGGCAGCGUCCUCGUGUGGUCGGGACCUGGGUACCCAGCAGCAUCUGGCUCCUGCAUCCACCAAGUGCGCCCAGGCACAGACUCAGGCCAGAAGGUUCGCUGCAGAGGUUCAUUCUAGAAGGAGCGGGAGACCAGCAGUCCCAGCCCUGUCCAAGGACGCCUGCUGCUUGGCACACGAGGGCGCCGCAGGCCCACCAUCCCUCAGGACAUGGCUGCCGAGUCCCCAGAGACUUCUGGUCCCACAGCAAGAGCUGGAGCUCCAAGCAUAACAUCUCUAACUGUGCAGCAAGGACAGCGCAGCCAGAGGUUGGGAGCUCCACAGCCUCCAGGGUCCCCCGAGGGCGGCUGGGGGCAGGGAACGCCCCACAGCACAACAACACACACGGCGUGGACAUACGCACGUCCCCGCCAUACGCACCUCCCCGCAGAGGCUUCCUGGCUGCGUCACUCCCACCCCCUGCGGGCCAGGCCUCACAGCAGGGGCAGGUGGACCAUCCAGGCCAUGCUAAGCCCCGAGCAGGUUCCCACAACAGGUCACAGAGGGGACGCCGGGCCAGGAGAUGGGGGCCUGGGGAGCAAGGCCCCCCACAGCUGCCCUCGGUGACAUCUGGGACUUGGACAUCCAUGGACGGCAUCCCUGGAUGGAGCCAUUUCCUGGGUACUGGACCUGGAGGUGACUCGGAGCUUCUCCUGCUCCCAGCGUGUGUCUGUGGGGGCGGUCAGGGUAGACAGGCCACACCGUCAUCAGGGAGGGGCAGCCGGCCGCCAACGUGCAGACUGUGUCUCAGGCCUGUCGGCAUGGCGGGGACAGAGGUGGGCGGGCGCUGCUCCGCUUGGGGGCUGACAAGCCACAGGCUCAUCGUGGACAAGGCGUCUGUACAGCUCCGCACAGAAGACUGUUCUCAGCCAGUCCCGUCAGCCUCCCGGGAUCAGGGAGUGAGCCUCGAAUGCUAGAUCAGAAAGGAAAACGUAGAGGAAGCAGUGCAUUGGUGAAGGCAACGUUAGGUGUGAUUUCCACUCCUGCUGGGAGACCCAGGCCGCAGCCCAGGAGCUUCGUCCAGCCUGUGGAUGGAGCCUGACUGGCUGCAGAUGGAACUUCUGUGUCCUCCCACCCUAGGUGGGCUAAGGUUCUGCUCUCAGAGCUGAAUUGACAGGAGGUGUGUGUGUGUGCUCACUUGUGUGCACAAGCAUGCGUUUAUGCAUGUUUUCAUGCAACCAGAAGAGCCAUUCGUGGGAUUUAGCCAUUUCGAGGCACCUAGAAGUUGAGGCAGCCAGCUGUGCAGCCAGGUGUGACUGUUACUGGCAGCAUUGUAUAAAAGACACGACUCAGCUGCCGUAGGGAGGACUGGGUUGUCUGGAAGUAUUAGGCUCAUUUUAUAUUUGUGUCAGAAGAAAUGUCUGACUUUGGGGCAGAUGACACAGUGGCUGCGGACCAGGCAUGGCUCCCUAGGUUGAAAUCAGGGAAAAGCUAAUAGUAUCAGACAGAUAUGCUUUUUCUUUGGUGGCUGCAGGAUUUCUGCUGGAAAAUGCACUAUUAAUCAGCACUUGUCCAAGAAAGACCCAUCCAUUUCUGUUGUCAUUCAAGCCACAGUUCCUGAUUUACUCGGCAAGAUACUGGGCCAGUUCAAUGUCUCUAGCUGAGCCUGACCUCGGGGUUUGCGUCUCGAGUCUGAAAUCCUGUUUAGUCCUCUGUGCAUAGUUUUGUCUCAUUUUAACGACUGCAUCUUCUUGGCACAUUUAUUAUACUCACAACUGAAUGGCACACAAUAGCCUUGUGUUAAUAAAAGCUACCGUGGCGCUGUGGGUGAACCGCUGGGUUGAAGUCCGAUGGACUCUACGAUGCAGGCAUCCAGAAAUAUGUUGUAACUCUACCUGGCUCCCUGCCAGCCUGGCCUCCUCCUCUGGGAGAGCUCCUGGCAUGGUCCCAAUGUGUACCUGCAUGGGAACAACAGCUGCAUGGGCCAGCUGUUUCGGAUCUAAAGAUGUGCAGUGAAACUCACAUUCCCAGAUUCACAUCCCUCAUGUUUAUUUGGGUCAUCAUGGUUUAGCAUGUUGUAUAUAUGUCUGGAGCACUUCAUACACCUCUAUCCACCACAGACACUCUUAAUCACAGUUCUGUAAUAAUAAUAAGGCAAACUAUACGGCAAAGAGAAGCAUGUAAAUAUGUACCAAAUCCUUAUGAAGUUGUAAUUGUUUAUAUGUAAAAAGUAUGUAUAUAGGAAAGGGAGAAGGUGCAAGGAAUGUGCUGAAUAACCAAACUGCAUCGCGUCUCUGCCCCAUUCCUGAAAGCACACAUCUAGUUGGAGCGUCAGUUCCUCUCCUUAGAUAUCAUUGUUUUCACUCGUCUAUCAUAGGCACCUUCUUUACAUCUGAUUACAAUACCCAGCAUUUCAGAACUGGGUUUUUGCCCCCAAAAAGGUAAAUAUGAGCAUUCAUCACUGACUCCUCCUGGUCCAGUGAGCAGCAGCAGAAUUCAAGUAUUUAAAAAUAAGGUGCAUUUCUAAAUUGCAGGCUAUACCUUCUUUUCCAAACCAAUGGGCUAGAGUGAAUUUCCUCCAAGUACUUGGGCUGUCUUACUGCUAGCUCUUCUAACAGGGGAAGUCUGUAUGAAUGCAUCACCCCCUAAUAAGGCAAGAGGAAGGACCCUGAAAUGUUGCCAGAAAUGUUUACUGUUACAUCAACAUUUACAUUAUAUUAACAUCAUCACACUCUGUGUUCAACACACAGAACAACAUAGAUACUCUAGUUUGUCUAAAGUAAAAAUCCACAUAAAUAGCAGAUUCCUUUGUUGACACCAGUGUGGUGUUUACCUUGUGCCCAUGGUCCAGAUUUUGAGCUGGAGAAGGACUAUGGCUGUUCCUUAAAGUCUCUGCCCUUGCAGAAUCUGUAGCCUUCAGGAUACCCCGAGUGCCUUACAGGGCUUGUGAACACCGAUACUAGAAGUCAAAAAGAAGAGAGUGCCCAAGUGUGGGUUUGGAGGCACUGACGCAUUCGCCAACUCACUGUCAUCCCAUCCUUGAAACCCUGAGAGAGUGUGUGUGUUUUAUCACAGUAAUGGAAUUCAGUUUAGGCUCAGGAAACUCAUAUUGUGAAUAUAGGUAUCAAAUCAUAUAUUUGUUUACUGUAUAUUUUUUAAAAAGCUUUAUUGUAAAUUUAUGCAAAAACUAACCGGGCCUGUUUUCUUAUGGCGGCAUGCCAGGUAGUGUGUGUAUUCUCCCAGGCACUCCCUUCAUAGUCACCCUCUAACCACGUGACAUUCCGUUCCAUGCUAAGCAGUAUUCACAGGCCUAAAAUAGGUUUGUAUGGUGAUCUACAAGAUUUUACAAAUAUUUUUGUAUUGUGAUUCCUAUGAUAUAUACCAGAGAAUUUUUUACUCGUUUGUAAAUUAUUGUACAGUUUUAAUAAAAAAUGUUUUAAAUCUUAGACGAUUAAAGUCCCCUCAAAGGUAUUAAAGUUUGAACUGAAAGCUGUAUGA